AUGCGUCCCCUUACGGAUGCGGAGACCACAACGCUCUUCGAAAAGCUUGCGCACUAUAUUGGAAAGAAUCUGGUACAUCUGAUUGACCGGCCGGAUGACCCGCACGUCUUCCGGCUGCAUCGCGACCGUGUAUACUAUGUGGCGGAGGCGACGAUGAAACUGGCCGUGUCGGUAGCACGCCCCAACCUCAUGUCGCUUGGUACUUGCUUUGGCAAGUUUUCUAAGACAGGCAAGUUUCGCCUGCACAUUACAGCGCUAGAUCACCUGGUGCAAUAUGCUCGCUACAAGGUGUGGAUCAAGCCAAACGGUGAGAUGCCUUUUCUCUAUGGGAACCACGUCGUCAAGGCGCACGUCGGACGCAUCACCGACGACACCCCCGAGCAUGCUGGUGUGGUUGUGCUUAGCAUGAGUGGCGUGGGACUCGGGUUCGGCGUCACUGCCCGUUCUACUGCGGAUACCCGGAACAUGGACCCGACGAACAUCAUCGUGUUCCACCAGGCCGACGUCGGCGAAUACCUUCGCGACGAAGAAACGUUGUUUUAA
Messenger RNA from Malassezia sympodialis ATCC 42132, 543 nucleotides. It is a transcript of the gene NIP7, whose product is annotated as ribosome biosynthesis protein NIP7. The record is from RefSeq and is a predicted model, not a curated record. NCBI's taxonomy places the organism in Eukaryota, Fungi, Basidiomycota, Malasseziomycetes, Malasseziales, Malasseziaceae. Gene Ontology annotation, biological process: ribosome assembly. Gene Ontology annotation, cellular component: nucleus. Gene Ontology annotation, molecular function: RNA binding.